Molecule: messenger RNA, 231 nt
Organism: Schistosoma curassoni
Lineage: Eukaryota; Metazoa; Platyhelminthes; Trematoda; Strigeidida; Schistosomatidae
Source: the annotation of a GenBank genome assembly
AUGAAACGAAUGAAUUAUGCUCAUGUUUUACCAAAUUUUUUAAAGAAUGUGAUUUUAGUAAAACUAAAGGAGAAAAAAAUUAUACGUGUACAUGUCCCACUAAAUUUGGUCAUGAUCAAAUCACCUAUCAACCAAAAUAAUUGCCAACCUUAUGGAGGAAAUUCAAGGUUGGUAAAUAAGAAGCCUCCAUUACGAUGUCCGUUUUGUUACGAAAUAUGUAAUAUAGCAUAG